GCGGGAGCCCGGGGCCCUGCGGGCCGUGCGAGAGUCAGAGGCGGAAGGAGCGGAGAUGCGGCUGCUCUCCCCGCGCUGCUGAACCUCCCGGCCACUCGCCCGGAGGAGGGAGGGCAGGAAGGUCCGUCCUUCUCGCCGCGCCGCGGGCGCGAAGGGUGCCCGUGCAGUCCCCUCCUCUUGCUUUUAUCCCAGCCCCGGAGCAGGAGCCGCCGCCGCCGCCCCCUCUCCCUUCCUGCGCUCUUCCCACCAUGAGCGGGGCUGUUUUCACCUUAUAAAGAUGGCGGUGUGGGAUCGCUGCAACCUUUAGACUCAUGACUGUCAGAAACAUCGCCUCCAUCUGUAAUAUGGGCACCAAUGCCUCUGCUCUGGAAAAAGACAUUGGCCCAGAGCAGUUUCCAAUCAAUGAACACUACUUUGGCUUGGUCAAUUUUGGGAACACCUGCUACUGUAACUCCGUGCUGCAGGCAUUGUAUUUUUGCCGGCCAUUUCGGGAAAAUGUAUUAUCAUACAAGGCCCAACAGAAAAAGAAGGAAAAUCUCUUGACUUGCCUAGCAGAUCUUUUCCAUAGUAUUGCUACUCAGAAGAAGAAAGUUGGAGUUAUUCCACCAAAGAAGUUCAUAUCAAGGUUACGAAAAGAGAACGAUCUCUUUGACAACUACAUGCAGCAGGAUGCACAUGAGUUUUUAAAUUACCUGCUCAACACCAUCGCAGACAUUUUGCAGGAGGAGAAGAAACAGGAAAAGCAAAAUGGGAAACUGAAAAAUGGCAACAUGAAUGAAGCUGAAGAGAACAAUAAGCAAGAACUCACCUGGGUGCAUGAGAUUUUUCAGGGAACACUGACUAACGAAACUAGAUGUUUGAACUGUGAAACCGUUAGUAGCAAAGAUGAAGAUUUUCUUGACCUUUCUGUUGAUGUGGAGCAGAACACAUCAAUUACACACUGUCUAAGAGACUUCAGUAACACAGAGACAUUAUGUAGUGAACAGAAAUACUACUGUGAGACUUGCUGCAGUAAACAAGAGGCACAGAAAAGGAUGAGAGUAAAAAAACUGCCAAUGAUUCUUGCCUUACACCUCAAGAGAUUCAAGUAUAUGGAGCAAUUGCACAGGUAUACUAAGCUGUCUUAUCGUGUAGUAUUUCCUCUGGAGUUACGUCUCUUCAACACAUCUGGCGAUGCUGUCAACUUAGAUCGGAUGUAUGACUUGGUAGCUGUCGUUGUUCACUGUGGAAGUGGACCGAAUCGGGGGCAUUAUAUUACUAUUGUGAAAAGUCAUGGAUUUUGGCUCUUGUUUGAUGAUGACAUUGUAGAGAAAAUAGAUGCUCAAGCUAUUGAAGAAUUCUAUGGUCUGACCUCUGAUAUAUCAAAAAAUUCAGAGUCUGGCUAUAUUUUAUUCUAUCAGUCAAGAGAGUGAGUGACUUGGCAAACUGUGGCAGUUGCGCACAAUGAUGCUGCACGCAAAAGAAGGUGAUGGCCCCCCUUAACUGACUUUUACACAGACCACAUCUUGUAUGGUUGAACAACGAUACGCUCUGUCUCCUAUUAAAUGGUCUGUGUGAUAUUGAC
Molecule: messenger RNA, 1564 nt
Organism: Haliaeetus leucocephalus (bald eagle)
Lineage: Eukaryota; Metazoa; Chordata; Aves; Accipitriformes; Accipitridae
Gene: USP46
Product: ubiquitin specific peptidase 46
Exons: 9
Coding region: 312-1412 (366 amino acids)
Biological process (GO): protein deubiquitination
Cellular component (GO): nucleus; cytosol
Molecular function (GO): cysteine-type deubiquitinase activity; cysteine-type endopeptidase activity
Source: RefSeq, a predicted model, not a curated record